AUGGAGAAUGGCACAGGAGAUGAGCAGAACCAAACUGGGCUCCCACUAUCAAGCCAGGAGGUUGUUACACCCGAAUACCAAGUGGUUACCAUCCUCUUGGUCCUCCUCAUCUGUGGAUUGGGCAUCGUGGGCAACAUCAUGGUGGUUUUGGUGGUCCUCAGAACCAAACACAUGAGAACUCCCACUAACUGCUAUCUGGUGAGUCUGGCCGUGGCAGAUCUCAUGGUGCUUGUGGCUGCAGGACUACCCAAUAUCACAGAAAGCCUCUAUAGAUCCUGGGUGUAUGGCUAUGUGGGAUGUCUCUGCAUCACUUAUCUCCAGUACCUAGGGAUCAAUGCUUCUUCUUUUUCCAUCACUGCCUUCACCAUUGAGAGAUACAUAGCCAUCUGCCACCCAAUCAAAGCUCAAUUCCUAUGCACUUUUUCAAGAGCCAAAAAGAUCAUUAUUUUUGUCUGGGCUUUCACCUCCAUAUACUGUAUGCUCUGGUUUUUCUUGCUAGACCUUAAUACAGUAGUCUACAAAGACACUACUGUUGUGUCCUGUGGCUACAAGGUGUCCAGGAGCUAUUACUCUCCUAUCUACAUGAUGGACUUUGGUAUAUUUUAUGUCUUGCCAAUGGUAUUGGCAACUGUCCUCUAUGGCCUGAUUGCUAGAAUACUGUUCCUGAACCCCAUCCCUUCGGACCCAAAAGAAAACUCUAAGACAUGGAGGAGUGAUGUGACUCACCAGAGCAAGCCCGUGAAUUCCAAGAUGACUAACAGGAGUUUCAAUAGCACUAUUGCUUCUCGAAGGCAGGUUACCAAGAUGUUGGCCGUGGUGGUGGUCCUGUUUGCGUUUCUAUGGAUGCCCUACCGCACGCUUGUCGUGGUCAAUUCUUUUCUCUCCAGCCCCUUCCAAGAAAACUGGUUCCUGCUAUUUUGCAGAAUCUGUAUUUAUUUAAAUAGUGCCAUCAACCCUGUAAUUUACAAUCUCAUGUCCCAGAAAUUCAGAGCAGCCUUCAGGAAACUCUGCAACUGCCAGCAGAAACGGGAGAAGAAACCAGCCAAUUACAGCGUGGCCCUAAAUUAUAAUGUCAUCAAAGAGUCUGAUCACUUCAGCACCGAGCUAGAAGAUAUUACUGUCACCAAUACCUACCUGUCCUCUGCAAAAUUGUCCCUUGGUGAUAAGUGUUUGUCAUCUGAGGUAACAGUUAAUCUAUUUUAA
This is a messenger RNA of Egretta garzetta (little egret), 1203 nucleotides long. RefSeq names its product thyrotropin releasing hormone receptor (gene TRHR). Gene Ontology annotation, molecular function: thyrotropin-releasing hormone receptor activity. Gene Ontology annotation, biological process: phospholipase C-activating G protein-coupled receptor signaling pathway. The record is from RefSeq and is a predicted model, not a curated record. The transcript is spliced from 2 exons. Gene Ontology annotation, cellular component: membrane. Lineage: Eukaryota; Metazoa; Chordata; Aves; Pelecaniformes; Ardeidae. The coding region runs from base 1 to 1203 and encodes 400 amino acids.